Molecule: messenger RNA, 2641 nt
Organism: Durusdinium trenchii
Lineage: Eukaryota; Dinophyceae; Suessiales; Symbiodiniaceae
Source: the annotation of a GenBank genome assembly
AGCGCUUCGUUGAACGGGUCGCCCUCCACUGCGAACGCAGCAUGGAUGUCGAAGACUUUGAUGAUGACGAGGACUUCGAAACCAUCCCUUGGUCCUUCCAGUAUGUCUUUGUGUGCCUCCUCUUGCCCAUGCUGAAUGGCUUUGUCAACACCUUUGCGCAUGCGGCCUUAAGCUUGUACGUCAGCUCCAUGGGAUGGAACUUUGCCCUGGCAGGUGCCAGCAUCUCCAUUGGUUCCUUUGGACGGCUCUUCGUACAGCAGGGGAUGUUCCGGCUGGGCAUUUGGGCAGCCAUCCCCUUCACCUUACUUCACUUCAUCAUGGCCCUUUUGGCGCUCCUGUACGUGGACCAAGAGUGGGCGGUGUACUUGGAGAUCGUCGGCAUGGUGGGCUUCGACAUCGCCAUCGCCAUCGAGGGCUUAACCUUUGACGUUUGGUCCGAUUCCGAAGUCAUGGUGAAGGAUGCUCAGAGCACGGUGUUGUCGGUCUUCACUUUGUCCUAUGCCGUGGGCGUGACCUGUGGAGGGAUCCUCUACGACUUCUUCAGCUGGAGGGGAAUGGCCGCCUACCACGUGAGCUGCGUAGGAGUGGAGCUGCUCAUCUUGUUGUUUCAGCCCGGGCUCCAUGCGUCCUUCCGGCGCUUCAUUUGGGGCGAGGAGGAUCUCGAAGAGGAGGCGUUACAGCUCGCAGCUGUGGUGCCUUCACCCCGCGCGGCGGGAGCGGAGGAGGACCUGACCGUGGUGGAUCUCACCGAGAGCCAAAACGUGAAGAUUGGCGCCGCCGAGAGCAUCAACAUCACCCCGCACCGGCAGCAAGAUCAGGGCGCCGCCGAGAGCAUCAACAGCACCCCGCACCGGCAGCAGGAUCAGACGAUGACCGAACGGGGUUUGCAGAGUGAGUCGACACAGGGCUGGCAGCGUGGCGUGUCAGCCUCUUCGGCGCAGGUCCAAGAGCAACUCGCCGCGGCCGCCAAAGAGGUCGUGGACGCCGCGAGUGGGAAAAGGCCCGGCGCCGUGGGAUUUGACGCCACCGCCGAUGCCGAGGGACGCACCUCGAAGUCCCCCCAGUCACCGAAGAAGUGGUCAAGCUCCUCCCGACGUUCCAGCCAAGUGUCGGGCGUCAGCGGUGUGAGUCGUCCCGCGAGCGACUUGGGACAUGGUGCCUUGCGCUGUCGGAUGAGCAUCUACACCAAGAGCACGUUACAGAGUGGCCGGUCCGAUCGCUCGAAGCAGACGGCACGCAGCCACGCGACCCACCGGUCGGUUCGGUCAGACGCGACGGCGCUGUCGCGCAUGACGCGCCUGUCGGACGCCGGCGAGCUCUUCCAGUUUCACCACGCAGUACAAAAUAGCCUGCAUCCGCGUGUGGCGGCGGCGGGGGUGAUCAUGGGCUUUGGGAAUGAAGACUAUGAGAUCCAGAGCAAUGGUUCCGAGGAGACGAUCCACAAGCCCAACCGCGCGUCGAUCCAAACGGAGGUCACCACGAAGCAGCCGGUGAAGGAGAAGAACGUCCCCAAGGACUUGUAUCUGCCGAUGGCGUUGAUCGUCUUCACGAACUUCGUGGUGAAUUCGUCCUAUUCCGUGGAAUGGUGCAUCUUCGCCGUGUUCUUCAAGGAGCAGCACGGCUGGGAAUCAGCUACCUGGGCGGGGAUUUGUCAGACCUCGGGCGACCUGCUCGCUGCGGUCAUCAUGAACUUCGUCACCACCGGGCGAAAGGACUUGGACGAAUAUUCUGGGUGCUGCUGGUACGUGCAAGCCAUCAUCGCGCAACCCUACAAUGUCGCUUGCCUUUUAGCAUGUUGGAUCGUCCUCAAUGCAGCGCUGGCCGCGCCCAGCUUGCCGGUGGCCAUUGCCAGUCAGGUCAUCAUGGGCACUGUCUACGUCUUCUCGAUGAAGGCCACCACCGAGUUAAAUCUCUUUUACUCCCUGGGAAACUUUCAAGUUUUUCUGGCCAUGCAAGUCUUCUGCCGGAACGCUGAUGCGAUCGGUGCCCUGUUAGCCGGCUUCGGCGGCUACGCGCUCUAUGAGGUCUAUCCGAACGCGCCCUUCUUCCUGACGUCAGCCCUCGCCUUGUUUGGGACUCUUAUCUUUAUUGCAGGCUUUUGCUCCCGCGUGGGCUUCGGCUUGGACAUCGAAACGGCCGAAGCGCGCCGCGCCCGGCGGGUGGGCUCCAAUCGGGUCUCCAUCUGGAAGAGCGAGCUCAGAAAGACCCACAAGUCCUUGGACGGUAAGACAACCAGAGAAACUCCCGGAGAGGCCACCCAAAGGAUGGGGGAGGUGGACGCGACGGCCUUGACGGCCGCUCGGUGAGGUCGAACACGGACCGGUUGUGGGGACUGGCAUCGGUGGGUGGUCCGGGGCGGACUUGGCAUGCGGAUGUGACGCGGUACAAAGCAUUGAGCCUCAGAGCCUCAGAGCCUCAGGGCAGUGGCACUAGUACAUGCCCUGGAGCGACACCUACCAUCAACUACCCCGUAUGUCUCUGUAACCAACAUGAUGUGGAGAGAGGAUCAAAGGGAUCUCCAUGGAGUGCUUCUUGGUCCGUCUACCGGCGGCUUGCUGGCGAAAAAAACGCCUUGCGACGCAGGACGUGCAUGUGGCACAGCAAAAACGGCGCAAGAAGCUGAGCCUGCGGUAGGAGGAGG